AUGAUACUUGUGUUCUUUCUAAUACCCUUGAUCCUCGCAGUGUCGUCGGUGCCGCUGCCCGCACCGUCAAGUAUCAUCGAUGUCCUCUCGGCAGACGUACAGUACUCCUAUUUUCUUCGUCAUUUGCAAAAACUGGGUCUUGUUCCCUUGAUUAACUCGCUUGAAAAUAUCACGGUUUUAGCACCAAUCAACUCGGCUUACGCCUCCGAUCGGCAGGACGAAUCGCUCACAAAAUACCUUAUUAAUCAACCCUUCAGUAUAGGCGAGCUCGGGGUUAAUGAUAUCGUCUUCAACACUCUAUAUAACAAUUAUCCAAUCAUAAUAUCCCCCGAUUUUAAGUCGAAGGAGUAUACCGUCGAUUAUGUGGCUUCUUUUAUAGAGCUGGACAUCUAUGCAAAACACCAACAUUCUUAUAUACAUGCAAUUGACCAUUUACUCCCACCAAAACCCUCAAUAUGCGAUUUUUUACUCAAUGACGAUUUGGGUUCAAUCUCAAUCUUUAAACAAUUGAUAAUAUCAGUUUUCCAUAAAUCCCAUCAUAAAAAAUUAUCGGUUCCUUCUUGUGAUUCAUUUUUCAAUUCAUCUAAAACAUUAUUAAUUCCUACAAAUGAUUUCUUGUUUAAUUCUUUACCAAAUGAUACCUUAAACUAUUACUUAACCCUACAUCGGGUUUUACAAAAUGAAAAGUUCUCCCUUACUAAAGAUGCAGAAUAUGACCUUAGAAAUAGCUUGCUCAAAUUUAUCAAAUUGCUUAUGAUCCCAGAUUUGAUCGCGGGGGUUAAUGGUACUGAUAAUGAAACCCACCGCAAUUUGAAUGGUGAUAAAUUCAAUUUCAACUGGCAUAACAAUUCCUUAACAGUUAAUAAUCACUUAUCUACCAAGGAGUCAUUUGUCUUGUCAAAUGGUGCGGUUCAUAUUUUUGAUAAACAAAACGGGGCCAAUUUUUUCAUUUCUUUGAAACUCCCAAUCAAAAAAUUAUCCCCCAGAGAUCUCUUAUACUCUUUACACUACUCGAACUUCGUUAGAGAAUUGAAGUUUAGAAAAUUAUUGCAUUUGAUUGACUCGCCGCAUUCGAGUCAAACUGUCUUUUUAAAUAAAAACCAAAGAGAUGAUAUUAUCAAAGAUGAGCUUUUCGAAUUGGCCUCGUUUAAUCAAAAACAAUCUUUGCUAUACCAAUUUGCUAAUGAAUCAAUUGAUAUAAAUGACUAUUCUAAUUCUUCUAGUGUUCAUAAAUUAUUAAAUUCCAAAAUGUGCAGUUCGAAAAGAAUCGGUUCUUGUUUUAAAUUGAAAUUCCUGGCUUCUACCUCUCGUAAUUCUUCCACCAUAACGAUUAACGAUGAAAAUAAAAUCGCUCAUGGCCCUUUCAAAUCAAAUCAAACUUUCAUCUAUAUUGUUGAUUCAGAAAUUGAAACUCCUUCGUCUUUUAAACAUACUAUGGGUCCUUUGAUUUCAAGUGGGUUUUUCGAACAUCAUUUGGAACAUAUCAAAAUCGAUAAAGAGUCUUGUUUAACUACUUUGGGAUAUUUAAAUAGAUUCGGCCUCUUCCAUCUCGAUGAUAAUUAUCAUGGUUAUUCUAUUUUUUUACCGUGUGGAAUAACUAAUCCAAAGGAAGAAGGUGAAUUAACAAUAAAUAAAGCCUCAAAAGGUUCUUGGAAUUCUUUAGGUUUGAUCUUGGAUCAUCUAGAAUCGAAUCCUCAUUUGUUUAAAGAUUUAUUAAAAGGAUUUUUCAUUGAAGAUCUCAUUUACUCUGAUUUUGGGCUCGAUGAUAAUAUCGAUACUAAGAUUAUCACGAGAAAUUUAAGAGGUGACCUAAUCAAUGUUUCUGAAUCUUAUUAUAAUGGUGAAAUUAAUCAUAGAAUUAAAUUAAACUUAACCGAAUUAUCAAUUCCUUUGAAUUCAGAUGUCUUAUUCAAUCAAGGUGUCGUCCAUAUAAUAAAUCGUGUUUUAUUCCCAGAAAAUUUUCAUGUUUCCUUAUAUGACUUGAUCCAAACUACAAUUAAAGAUUCAAAGUUUUCCUUUUUGAAAUUACUCGAAUUAUAUCCAAAUUUAUUGAAAAAACUCGGCUUACUUGGUAAAGAUAAGGAUAAAUUCAAUUCAAGUAAGUAUUCUCUAUUAAUUCCAACUUCCGAAUCUUUAAAAGACUUCAACAUUACCUCCAACUUUGAUAAUUUAUUGAACUUCUUACAGUUUCAUCUCAUCCCCAAUAACCAAUUAGAUCCAUUAUUAGAUUGCAUUACAUCCUCAAAUACUAGUUCUCAUUUUAAAACCAAAACUAACCUUACCGAUACUCAACUUGUUUGUUCUUAUGACAAAUCAAACAAUAAGUAUUUCCUAAGACUAGAUGACGAUUCAAGUAUGAAUACCAUGGGUUAUAAUAAAGAUCAUGAAGUUGUAAUUCUAUCCCAUGGAUGUACCUCUAUUCAUAGAAAUAGAGAAUCAGAUUUAUCAUGCGUAUUUUUAAUCGAUAAACCAUUAAAUUUGAGCUGGUUACAAAAAGAUGACGGUUUUUUACACAUCCAUUUAGGUUUCAUAAGCAUUGGUAUCGGUAUCAUCCUUGGAUUGAUCCUAUUUGGUACCGUCAUGUUAUCAGUUAUUGUUUGUUUGGGUGCUUCUAAUAAAUCAAAGAAUUCAAAUGGUAUUCAUACUGACUUUUCAAAUACUCAAGGCCAAAGCUUCAUGAGAGUCACUUCGGAUGAAGAAGAACCAACAUUUGACCAUGGCUAUGAAACAGACGAUGAUAUGCUUAGAACAGAACGUGAACAAUUAUUACCAAUCCAUGGCAAAAAGAGAAAGAAGGGUCAUUAUGGGUCAAUCAACCAAAUCAAUUCCUUAAGGGAUAACAACGGUGCUAUACCGACCAACUCUUUAGGCAAUAAAAGUGCUCCUCGCACCAUCAGAAGCAGUAACAACAUACGUGCCUUGAAUAGGGAUUUCAACUUGCCUGGUGCUUAA
Molecule: messenger RNA, 2952 nt
Organism: Hyphopichia burtonii NRRL Y-1933
Lineage: Eukaryota; Fungi; Ascomycota; Pichiomycetes; Serinales; Debaryomycetaceae
Exons: 1
Coding region: 1-2952 (983 amino acids)
Biological process (GO): macroautophagy
Cellular component (GO): fungal-type vacuole membrane
Source: RefSeq, a predicted model, not a curated record